UCCUUGAAGAUAUGCUGGUUGAUCAGCAGUCAGGACAACAAGAUAACACAACAGCAGAGAUCAUUAUUUUUUAACAACUGGGACUGUGGCGAGAGCGACGGAUAUCAAAACUACGUCUGGAUUUCUUUCCCCCCCUCUGCGUUAUCACGACGGGGAAACAAACCUUUGAUUAAAUCAGUUUUUUUGAUGGGAGAAAAGGACCUGCCUGGGAUUUGGGACUCCUCUGGAAUAACGUGCAGCUACCCUCGCUAACAUGCCACUCUGCGUCUGAAACAGCAGCAGAGCGGGACCCCUGGAUAUACCUAGCAGCGUAUACACACACACCGAAGGAGUCCAGUGCGUAUAGACAACCACGUAUCCUAAUGUUGCCAAAGCUAUGCGGUGGUUUCGUUUUGCAGCGCUACCCGGUUAGCUAGCUAGCUAGCGCGUCGGCUCGUUGGUUUCUGCAAGCCGGGGACGCGGCGCUUACGGUCGGCGUGCGCGCUAACGCCAUGCCGGUGGUCGAAAGGGGCCUACUGGUCGUGGCGGUUUCCCUCAGCUAACGUCGGCUGGAUGUAGCGGGCCCCCGGAAUUUCUACGUGUUAGAUUAGUCGCAGGGGUAUUUGUGUUUAAAUUUGAAAACAGCCACGCGAUACAACUGAAAACAACAUAUAUGGAGAGGAUUAGUUAGAUCAGAGCAUCUGCUACAAGCUCCACAUGUAAACAAGCCUGGCAAGUGUGUGUGAGAGAGUCUGUGGUUGGAGGUUAGCACUAAAUAUUCAAGUUAAUCCUUUGUUGUUGUCUGUAACACUAGUUCUAGGUGUUAAGGUUAAGCUCCCAGUGAUUCAGUUAAGUUCAGCAAUGGGCUUAAAAGUCGUGGAUGUUGUUGAUCUGCAGCGCUGUCAGACAUAUCAGCCAUUCAUUCAUGAUUGAUGACCCUUGAGGAAGCAGACCGUCUUUCAUCCAUCUCCACUACAGCGAAACCACAACGCUAAGCCACUGACACUUUCUGGAUUAUAAAGGUUUUGUCAUUAUCAGGUAAAUACCGAGAGCCUUUUUAGGGGGCCUGUUUCAGCAGCACUUUAUUUUUCAAGUCCCCACUGACCUCACUGGGACUCCCUACAGUGUAUGGGAACAUGAGGGACUGUCUGUUUGAUCUGAACCAGCAUCCAAGUAGCUUCAAGGACUGAUCAAAGCCCAACAGAGAGCCCCAUUGUGUGGACUACGAACUGAACUGAACGGGGAAAGAGAUGGUGGUGAUAAGGGAGGCCCACUGACUGUGUUUGAUCCCACACCAGGAAGCAGAGGAGUGCAGACAUGAGCCUCCGCCAGCCCACAUCCACCCUGGACAGCCCUUUUGCUGCUUGGCUCAACAGUCUGACAGCCGGCGAUUCGGAGCGCAGAGGCCCUGCCAGCCAACAGAGAGAGGUGACGAUAGAUGAGAGUUCAAGUCCUGGUCUGGUCCACAGGUGUGUGGUGGUGCAGAAAGACCAGCUCGGUUUCGGCUUCACUGUCUGUGGAGAGAGAGUCAAGCUUGUGCAGAACGUCCGACCAGGUGGCGCUGCAGUCAAAGCUGGAGUACAUGAGGGGGACCGGAUCAUUAAGGUGAACGGCUCACCGGUCUCCACCAUGACUCACCAGGAAGUGGUAAAGCUCAUAAAAUCCGGACCGUACGUCGCCCUAACACUACAAGGACCGCCCCCGUCCGCCACCUCCGUGCCCUUGGAGCCCCUCCCUUCAGACUCUACGCCCAAUCAGAGGUCUUCUCUGACCGGGGAGGGUCCACCCCCUCCGCCUCCACCCUUGCCCUCCGGACUGGGCAGCACCCCAUCCCAAAGAAUCACUGGACCCAAACCGCUACAAGAUCCAGAAGUGCAAAAACAUGCAAGUCAGAUACUCAGGAAAAUGUUGGAGCAGGAAGAGGCUGAACUCCAGGGCUUGAUGGAGGAAUGGUUGAAGAGCCCGUCGCCGUCGCUGGAGGAGCGCAUCGAGAGCGCCAAGAGGAGAGCUCACCAAGUCAGGGUCAAGAUUCAGAAUCAGGAGGGAACGGGAUCAGAAUCUGUCACAAACUACAUCCAAGCAGGAGAAGGACGUUGUUACAGAUCUUCCUGUUCUCUCACAGGACGGCUGUCGAUAGACUCCAGUGAAGGAGACUUGGAGGCCUUUGAGAGUCCCAGCUCCUCCCCCUCAUUACCCUUCAGGACCCCCUAUCACCGACGCCAGAACUCGGACACACACACCCUGUCUGACACGGGUGCUAAAGCCCAGAUCAUCAGCCCUGAGGAUGAAGAUGAAGAAGGUGAUGGCUAUGCCUUUAAUGAGAUGGACGGUCCCUUCCAGGACAUCGAGUUGUUGAAGUCACGGCCGGCACACAUGACGGUGUUCAUGAGAUACGUCUUCACCCAGCUGCUGGACCCAAACCCUCUGCUGUUCUACCUGUCUGUAGAAGCGUAUUUAGGCUCCACCCCUAAAGACGCCCGCGCACUCGCGCCUCAGAUCUGCUCCCACUUCCUGGAUCCAGAUGCUCCCUUGAAAAUCAAAGUGCGCGAGGAAUUUCUGACAGAAAUAGAGAACCGCCUUCAUGCCCAGGAGGACAUCCGAGGGCCUCUGUCCGAGCUGCAGCAGCAGGUUCUGCCUGACAUCCAGGAUCAGAUUCAAGACUACAGGAACAAGCAGAUGAUUGGUCUGGGCUCUCUGUUCGGAGAAGGAGACCUGCAUCAGCUGGACGGAGACCCCCUGAAGGAGAAGCAUGUGGUGGACAGACAGGUCGCCGCUCUCUGGGAGAUUCUAUCAAAGCAUGAAGAGGACAGAAGCUCUCCUCUGGCCUCAGCUGUGCUCCUCUACCUGCGACACUCCGGCAUCAAGCUCAGAGACUCCAAGGUCUUCCUCGGCCUGAGCACGGAGAAGGACAAGUGGCUGGCUUUUCUGAAACCCAAAAAGCCGAGCAGCGUGAAGAAAGAGAAAGAUGGAGAGGAUAAGAAGAGAAACCCCAUCCUGAAGUACAUCGGCAAACCCCGGAGCACAUCUCAGUCCACAUUCCACGUCCCGUUGUCGCCCACAGAAGUGCGUCCCGGCAGCGUGAAGAACAUCAUUCAGCAGUUCGAGAACCACACAGAGCUCCCAGGAGAGGAGGAGGGGGAUGCUGUGGACCCCCAGAGGCUCUCCUCCAGCAGCUUGGGAGAGGAAGGCAUGGACAGUCCCACGGUCUCGGUGCGUCUGGGGCGCAGCGGGUCGUUGAAGGCUCAGGGUGAAGACCGCCGGCGGGGCACCGUCUCCAGCGGGGACUCGGUGCCCCGCUCUCGCAGCGACGUGGACAUGGAGGACUGCGAGGAGAGGGAGCAACCGGGCCUCCGGCUGCUCCAGCACAGCGCCUCGUCGUCCGCGUCCAGCAGCUCCGCUAGGUCUCUUGAGAACCCUACACCCCCAUACACCCCUCGGUCCAGACGCAGGAGUGUGGACUCACAGCUGGCCCUGCUGCCAGACGCCGCGGUGCUGGAGGACGAGGUGUGUGACGGUCAGAACUGGAGGGACACGGUUCCCCCUGAGCUCCUGGCGACCCUCGGCCCCAGGGAAGUGGAGCGGCAAGCCGUCAUUUACGAGCUGUUCACCACUGAGGUGUCCCACCUUCGGACCUUACGGGUUCUUGACAAGGUUUUUUACCGGAAGAUGAGAUCUGUGCUGAACUCGGAGGAGCUGGCCUGCAUCUUCCCAAACCUGCCUCAGGUCUACGAACUCCACGCGAGUCUUUGUGAGGAGAUGAAGAAGCGACGAGAGAGCCCCAUCGUUCAGAACAUCGGAGACGUCAUGCUGGCCAAGGUUGAAGGCGCAGCUGGAAACGAGUUUCAGGAGCAGGCGUCGCAGCUCUGCUGCCAGCAGACUCAGGCUCUGGAGCUCAUCAAGAACAAAAAACGGAAAGAUCCACGCUUCGCCCAAAUCAUCCAGGAGUGUGAGGCGAGUCCUCAGUGUCGGAGGCUGCAGCUCAAGGACCUGCUGGUGUCCGAGAUGCUGAGACUCACCAAGUAUCCUCUGCUGCUCGACAAGAUCAUCAAAUACACAGAGGGCGGGUCAUCGGACCUCCCGUCGCUGCAGCGUGCCCAGGCUUGUUGCCGAGGCAUUCUGAAGGCGGUCAACGAGGACGUGAGGGAGACGGAGCACCGGCAGCGCCUCAGUCAGUACCAGCGCCGGCUGGACGCCGCGCCUCAGUUCAAGAGUCUGGACCUCACCACGAAGAGAAUGAUUCACGAAGGUCCUCUAGUCUGGAAGAUCGGCAAAGACAAGCAGAUAGAGAUCCAAGCGCUGCUGCUGUCGGACUGCAUGGUCCUCCUCCAGAAAGGCCCCGACGACCGGCUGCUGCUUCGUUAUCCGUCCCGCUGGAUGGGCGGAGGAGGAGGGGUCAUCACGGACACCAAGACCUCCUUCAGUCCCCUGGUGAAGCUGGACUCGCUGCUCGUCCGCUCCGUAGCUACAGACAAAAAAGCUCUCUACAUCAUCAGCACCAAAGAGACGCAGAUUUACGAGCUGGCGGCGGGGUCGCCGUCUGAGAAAGACACCUGGAAGGAUUUACUUGAAAAGACCAUUAAAGCUUCAGCUCCACAGAGCAAUCACGGAUCACUUCCUGCAUCUUCUCCCAGCCUCCGCAGCAUUUCACCUGCCUUAACUGAAGUCCAUCCUGAGGAGGAGCAGUCGGAGUUUAUCGGGAGCCACGUCUCCGCUGACGACGGCAUGCUGGGUGACCGUCCCACCGACCAACCUGAAGCCAACAGCAGCGAUGAGGACCGGGCAGUGGGCGUGGCCGAAGCGGCUCUGCACGACGUGGAAACGCUGCGGAGGCUCCUAUUGCCGGACACGGACGAGGACCGGAGGAGCCACGAUACGGACAGCACCCCCACCAACACCAUGAGCAACGGGAACGCCGACGGACGACAGCAGGACUCCCUGGAGACCGUCCUGGACCUCUGCCUGAGCGAGCCGGAGCCCGGGCAGCCAGAGGCCCCGCCCCCAGAAAGCAGGCAGCCCAGCGCCAAGGUGGUGCGGAGAGCUAUGGUUGCGGGUGCUCCUCCUCCUCCUUCUUCUCCUUUUGCCCCUGACGGCACCGCCGGCGAUGUUAGCCUCCCCUCCGAUCUGUCGUCGCAUUCUAGAGGCGAGGCCGACACGCAGGGGAACUUCUUCUACCUGGUGAUGCCGUUAGACCAAGGAGAGAGCGUCACCGACGACCUCCCCGACCCUCCUACACCCACCGCCAGCCACUUCCCUCAACCUCCACAGGAAGUGUCGUCACCACAGACUCAACUGGAGGAGAAAGAAGAAGAAGAAGUAGUAGCGGCCUGCUGCACAGAGUUCAUCCAAUCAGAUUCAGAAACUAUGCAAAUGGAAGUAGAGUUAGAGAAAGACGAUAAUGACAAUGACGGUGAGGGUGUUGAAACGGACCCGCCUCCAGCUACACAACAGAGUCACGUGAUCAGAAACGCGGAUGAGAUUUUUCUCACCAUCGAGGGCCUGAUGAGCAAGUUGCACAAGCUGAAGGAAAUCGAGAAGGCCCACCACAAGCUGCUAGAAUCUCUCAGAGAUCCCUCCCUCAGCCAGGAGUCGGAGGACCAGCCGUGUCGCUCAGCAACCGUCUCCAGGACGCCGUCCAUGGACCGCAGCUCAGGAGACGGUAAGGAGGGAAACCCGGGAGAUCCCAGAAUCCUCUCAACCGGAUUCUGAGUGGGUGGGUUCGCUCGCUGUCGGCUGAUCUCCACACGCGUCUGUAGGUUGAACACUAAGACGUCCGGCGGAUCUAAACGCACAUCUCGUUUUACGAUGGGAGACGGCACGAUGGAGAUAGAUUAUUGUUUUUCAAGGACGGAAGUCUGGAGAGAGAGAGACAGAGUGAGCUAGGGAAAAAAAAACAGGUAGCAGAAGAAGGGUGAAGAAGGAAGUUUGAAGAACUUGAAGUUUUUGGGGGAGAAAAAAAUGACCAAGUUGGAUUCUUGUGAAGGAAAAAAAAACAACAAGACUUGACGUGUUUUGUAGAGCUGGUUGAAGAAGCGGAGCAGAGAAGUGUUGAAAUGUUAAUGUAAGGAAAUGUUCCUAGGGACCCGUCACCCCAGCACUUUACCCAUAAUGCAUCUCUCCCCCCAAACCCAGCGCUCCCCAGUCGCGUUCGGACCCGACCGGGGAGCAGACGACAGUACGUUUCACGGCCGAAGGACUGUGUCUGAUUAAUUCAGGUCUUUUUUUUUUAUUAUUAUUAUUAUUAUUAUUGCACUGCGUAAGGAAAACCAUAAGUCACACGAACACAAGCACCACUAAACUCACUAAAUCACUGUGGAAAACUCUACUUUUUUAAAAAUUCUUUUCACGUUUGGUUUCAGCUUUCAUUGAAGCUGCAGGAAGGUGGAAGUGUUGCAUUAUUUCACUUUUUUGUUUUUGCUUUGCUUUGGGGAAACACUACUGCUCUAUUUACUACUGAAGAAAAAAAGAAGCAGGUAGGUUUAAUUUCCUUGCUUCCACGGCGUAAAGGGAUCUCCGGAGAUUCACACAGCUGCUCACGUCAUGCCAGGUUGGAUCAUUUGGGGAGGUUUAUGUUCACGUGAAAUAACCAAAUUUUUGGCACCGGCGGUGCUGUAUCCCACGUCUGGUGUUCGGUCUGAACAUGAGGGAAAACUGUAAGUUGUUCGUCCUGCGGUUAAGUCAAGUGUAAAGUUUUUAGGGAGAAGUUCGGAAAAAGCUCUGGGAGAAAAAAAACGUAUUUUUUUAUCGUUAGUAAAUACACUUGGUUUUGUGCAUGUUAGCCUGUUAGCUUAGCAUAAAACCGGAAGAAGUCACGUGUAAAAGACAUUUUUAAAAAUAACAAAGCACACCCGUGAGUACCUCAGAAGCUCGCUUGUUUAUUUUAUACAGAUAAUAACCCGACGAGUCAUAAUGUAAUAGUUACUAGUAGCUGUGAAUUUCAGUACAUUUUCAGCAGAACUUGCUCAACGUUUUGCGUUGGUUCUGGUUUUGCGAAGUAGGGUUCUGUGCAGUCGGUACUUGAUGCAGACUGAAAACAGAAGCAUUUUAGGUUUUACAUGUCCACAUUUUUGAUAAAACAUUGGUAGCAGACCAACUCUUGCAAAUGUCAAACGCAAAAGUAGCAGCUGUUUAGGUGCUAGCAGGGACCGCUACAUUUUUGAGAUUCUGGUUAUUAUAUAUUAUGGCGGGAAUUUACUUUAGUCUACACCCAUCUUUGAUUAGUGUUUGGAUUGUAUAUGAUCCAGCUGCAGGUCGGAUACUGACCACUCGUAACGGCUUCACAGAACCCCACUAACAAGGAAAUAAAGGUUGACAUUUUCCUACACAGUCAUACAAAUAUCGAGCUUAAAGCAAUGACAAUUACCAGCAUAUUUUUUUUUUUUUUUUAAUAAUUUUUCUGUUUGUUGGUGUGUAACUAAUCAAAGUUUGAGCAACCUCCUGGUAAAACGUUUCCUCACAUUAGCUUUUCAAAUCAAUUUACACUUUCGCCAUUUUCACCCAUUUUGCUCUGUCCCAUUUCCUGGAUUGAAAAAAAAAAACCAUUUCAUACCCAUACAACUGAAAAUACCUAUCGUUUUAUUUAUACAUAAUCUUAAAAAUGCUCAAGUCUAAUAUAUCUAUAAAUUAUUUCCUUAAUAUUUGUUAUCGCACCCUACUUCCAUUAACAGUAGUUCUAAUGUUGACUCUUAUGAAAUGUUGACGCCUGAUUGAGCCACCAGAAUAACUGACGGCUCUCCUGCCACGCUAGUUUUAGACGCAUAACUUGCGCAUUGUUAGCGGGGUUUAGUUAACAGCCAUGGUUCUCAAAGAGGGUACGAGCUGACACAGUCAGUAAAAAAAUGGAAGUAGGGUACAUAACUACUAAAAUUAAAAACUUAAGAAAUGGCGAAGAGGCCAAGUGAGAAGCACACGCUAGCAUGUAGCAUCAAGCUACAUCAAAGCAAAACCCGACGUUAGCAUGUAGCAUCAAGCUAACGGUUUUCCGUCUUGAGCUUGCGGUAGAUUUAUGUUGUUUUUCUUUCUUUAUAUGCCUGGUGUAAAAACAAAAAAACUAUUCCUGGAGCGCCCGUUGGGAGUUUUUUAUUUUUUAUUUUAUUUAAUAUAUGUAUUGAAAUGAGAUUGAUCCUGGGUGAGACCUGAACGCAACAUCAAGAGACGCUAAAAACCAAGUGCUUUUCUCCUCUUCUUUUUUUUUAACCGAAUCUCCACUAAUACAUGCUACAUAUUUUUUCUUACUAAUUUAUAUUUUUCUUUACAUUUCUCACAGAAACGUAUCCGAAACACACGGGAGGGGUUUAUUUCCGAGCUGUUAUCAUUAUUAUUAUUGGAAAUGAUUUCCAUCUUCCAAAACCGACGCUGUCACACUACAGCAUCCUCUCCAAUGUGUUGUCAGAACCUGGUUUCCUUUCUGGUGGUGUUCACACUCUCUGAAGGGGGAAACAGGACUACAGUAGCAUGUGUAUAGAUGUAUGAAAUGGAGCUGAAAUGGGAAGAAAAAAAAAACUGAGAGAGAGACAGAUUUUUAUCGCAGCUGAUCCUGAAAAAACUUGCAAACUGGAUCGUAAAGUUGGAAAGUGAUCUACCAAAGUGAGGCGUUGAAGGGAACAUUUUUUGUUUUGUUUUAUUUACCAUUUUGGCUGCUGGGAGUGUUUUUUUUCUCCCAGCACUACAGACCAGCAAAGGGAUGUUUUUGUCAGUACUCAGUUUUGAAAAUUCAGCACAAAAACGGCCCCCGCUCUCCCAAAAGAAAACCCACGACCCCCGCUGGUCUGCAUCAGCUGAAGUCAGGAUCAGUUUCCAUCUAAAUAUCUUUCAUCUCGUCUUUUCUCCUCUCCGUCUCUACUACUCAACUACAGUGGUUGUACUUUCUGUUUCUACCUCUACACUUUUGAAUCUUUCUUUUCGUUGUAUUAACUUGUACAUUGGCAUCAAUGUUGUGACCCUAACUGGCUGAAUUAAAAACGGCUCAAACUGAGGACCCUUUUUUUAAAAAAAUAAACAAAACAUACAUACAUAUAUGUCGUAUUGCACAAAUAAAUUUCCCUGCACAGUGCAAACUACUGUAUGCAUAAACAAAUCUUUAAUUCCCAUCUCAUUGUCUUUUUAUUUGGUCUCGUCGGUCAUGUGUAAUAUAGAGAAAUCCAACCCACUUGUUUUAUAAUGUUAAUUUUUUUUUCUGUUCUGUAAAGCCUUAGUUCUUGUAUUUGAUUUUUAUUUUUGUAGACAUGAUUUUAAUAAAAGGAUGCAUAAAUUAUUUUCUGUUUUGUUUUGUUGUAAAAGAUGGAUGAGUUUGUUAGCUGCACAGAAGGCAAACAGAUCUUUGUUUCUGGUGUUUGUGUUUUUGUGAGAUUAAAACGAUGAAACUGGAAAAGAAAA
Messenger RNA from Xiphophorus maculatus (southern platyfish), 9351 nucleotides. It is a transcript of the gene arhgef11, whose product is annotated as Rho guanine nucleotide exchange factor 11. Gene Ontology annotation, molecular function: guanyl-nucleotide exchange factor activity; G protein-coupled receptor binding. The coding region runs from base 1297 to 5685 and encodes 1462 amino acids. Gene Ontology annotation, biological process: G protein-coupled receptor signaling pathway. NCBI's taxonomy places the organism in Eukaryota, Metazoa, Chordata, Actinopteri, Cyprinodontiformes, Poeciliidae. The record is from RefSeq and is a predicted model, not a curated record. Gene Ontology annotation, cellular component: cytoplasm. The transcript has 42 exons.